AUGAUUAAAUGGGCAGAGUUACCAAACGAGAUAAUCAGCACUGUAUGUGACUACCUUAGUUUCUCAGAACGCCGUACUUUAUCCAUGGUUAAUCGACGAUGUCGACAAAUCGUAAAGGCUCGUCGAGAGAAAUUUGCUGGAGUGAUUGUACGAGGAAUGCCAUCUGUAAAUUACUAUUUCAUCGAUAUAGCAUUUGAUGAUGGUUCACGAUUACGAAAAGAGUUUAGCAGUUCAUACUGUGGUACUACCGAUGUAAAGACAGUAAAAACAGACUAUUCAAACCCAUUUGGAUGCUGCCAUAAUGGAAGAAUCAGGAAAGUGACGCCUUAUCAAUUGAUGACGGCUUACUUUAAAAGUAUCCUUGAACGGAGUACUGUGGAUACCAUCUACAUUGGACUGGUAGAUGUCGCCCCAUUGCUCAAGCUUGUCGAUUGUCGAGUGACUAGUGUGGUUUUGUCAGACGAGUGCGAAAGGGAACGUACAGUACGCUUAGCUCAACCAUCAAAGACAUUAAUGACGAAGGUGUUGCUGAGAGCUCUAUUCUUUCCAGGAGAUGCUUGGCAUGUCUACGACUAUUGCUUUGGGCUUUUAGGACAAGAGUUGAGAAAGACUAAAGAGUUUAGCACGCGACAAAUUAGAGCACUAAGUGCUGCCAAUAGUUAA
Strongylus vulgaris is the source of this 663-nucleotide messenger RNA. Lineage: Eukaryota; Metazoa; Nematoda; Chromadorea; Rhabditida; Strongylidae. The record is from the annotation of a GenBank genome assembly.